Messenger RNA from Poeciliopsis prolifica (blackstripe livebearer), 4093 nucleotides. Its product is annotated as transmembrane protein 168-like. The transcript has 4 exons. Lineage: Eukaryota; Metazoa; Chordata; Actinopteri; Cyprinodontiformes; Poeciliidae. The record is from RefSeq and is a predicted model, not a curated record. The coding region runs from base 339 to 2441 and encodes 700 amino acids.
AGCAAACAAUCAUGGCGGUUGUCAUCUGACUGAAGUUUAGAUGGGACAAACUUUUUCAAAUGCUAUGCUUCUCGCACUUCUCCUGGCUUAUUUCUCGGCGUUGUAUCCGCUAGCUCUUCUGACUUUACUGGAUGUCAGUCGAAAUGAAACACGGAGUUAGAAAUGUGAGCUGGUGAGCGGGACGGCUUUGCGUUAGCCGCUCUAAUGCUGGUGUUUUACCUCAACAAGUCCUCCAGCUAACCCGGACUCUGUGCUCUCGCGGGAUUUCAACAAACUUUAAAUCGUGAAUUUUACAGGUUUUUUUUACGUUAAAAACCGGGGGUGGGGAUUAUAUCAAAAUGCUUCGCUUUCUUCGGUACUGUUUAAGCCACUGCCUCCAAGCAGCCAUGACCCGGCUGGAGGAGGUCAACGGGGAGGUGAGCGUGUGGUCGUCGGUCCGGUGGCUCGGCUACCUGUCCGGUCUGAACCUGCUCCUGGGUCUGAGUUUAGGUCUCUACACGCGCUGGACCGGAACAGCGGAGUAUAUAGUUCUUGUGGUACUUAUCCUGGCCCUGCUUGUCCUUGUCGCCGCCUGCGUGCUGUACUACUUCUUCGACCUGGAGCGGCCCAGCCUGAAUCUCCUCCACCUGUGGUUCGGCUUCCUGUUGGGACUCCUGAGCUUCCUCAACCCGCCCGGCCUGCAGGCCGACGUCAAGGAGCGCGCGGCCAAUUACCUGCUGCUGUGCAGCGUGGCUCUGAGGACGCUCUGGUCGCUGCUGGAGCGGCUGCUGGGCCGCACCCGGUACCGACCCGCCUUCAUCACCUCCGCGGAGCGCCUGGAGCUGGCCGGCUUCGCGGCUGCCAGCACGGCGCUCCGCGUCAACGAGUCUCUGAGCGUCACGGUGCUGGUCGUGGCUCUCGGUGCGGUCAUGAUCACCCUGCGCACCAAGGCUCUCCUGGCCUUCCCCAACUUCGCCUGCUUCACAUGCACCGCCGCGAUUUUCUUCUUGAAGUGCCUGAGCGUCGACGCCAACCCGUUCGCUGUCGCCUGCUUCUUCAGCCUGCUCAUCUGCGACCCUCUGCUGGACUCCUACUUCAGCGGGCUUUCCGUCAUCGAGCGCUGGCGGCCCAUCCUGGUGUCCAGCGGUCUGAGGCGCCGCCUGACUCUCCUGCCUCUGCUGGCGAUCGAGGUGGCCUUCGUCGCCGUCGCGGCUCAGAAGUCCCGGGACUCGGACCAGUGGUACCUGGUGAUCCCGGGCUUUGUGGUGUGCGUGUUCUUCUGGGCCAUCUGCCACAUGGUGUUAGUGAUCAGUGUGUGGGGCUUUCACAACAAGCUCAGUGACUGCCAGAGACUGUGUUGGACGCAGGGCCCAGAGGACGCCAGCCUGGAGAAGAUCAUGGCCUCGAAAGGCAUGAGGCACUUCUGCCUCAUUUCCGCAGACCUGGUGUUCUUCGCUCUGGUGUCCACUGCUGCUGUAGCUGCUUUUAGCUGGCAGGAGUCCAGUGGUAUCUUCAUCAGUACGUUUCUGCUCAUCCUGCCCCUGGAGUGUCUUCUUCAUGGACUCUUCUACGAGCUCGGGAACAGUCUGGGUGGGACCUGCGUGGGCUAUGCGGUGGUCAUCCCCACCAACUUCUGCAGUCCUGACGGCCAGCCCCUGCUGCUGCCGCCAGACCAGGUGCAGGAGCUGAACAAGCGCUCCACCAGCAUGCUGAGCAGCGUGCAGCGUUUCUUUGCCUGCCACCUGAUCGAGAACUACGGUUGCGACUACUCCACCAGCGGCAUCACCCUCGAGUCCCUGCAGGCGAAGAUCAAGUCUUUCUUGGAGCUCCGCACAACAGACGGACCUCGCCAUGACACAUAUGUGAUCUUCUACAGCGGCCACACGCACCGCAGUGGAGAGUGGGCGCUGGCAGGUGGAGACGUCCUCCGCCUGGAUCAGCUCUUGGAGUGGUGGAGGGAGAAGAACGGAGGGUUCUGCUCCCGCCUCAUCGUCGUGCUGGACUGCGACCACUCGCUGCCCUGGGUGAAAGAAGUCCGGCGCGUGGAGGGGCUGCACGUGGCCGUGCAGGGCGCGUCGCUCGAACGGGCCGGCGACGCGGAGCGGCGAGAGCCCCCGCAGCUCGGGGACUUCACCGCUCAGUGGGUGGACUACAACUGCAACCCCAACAGCGGCGUCCGCUGGUCCGAAAGGAGCCGGGCCGUCUCGGCCGCCUACGGCGUCUCCAGGCACUGGAGUGACUACACUCUGCACCUGCCAACAGGAAGCGACGUCACCAACCACUGGAGCAUGUACUUCCCCCGGGUGACCUACCCGGUGGUGCAGCUGGCGGCGUGGUGCGGCGGCCUCAAUCUGCUGGGGGUCUGCAGCUUCUGCCUGCGGUACCUGAGGAGAAUCAAGCUGAACUGGUUCCCACCAGCUGUACUGGACACCCAGCAGGGCUUCAAACUGGUCACAUCAUAGGGACCAAUCAUGUGACCCUACAAAAAACAGCAGAUAAAUAACAGCUGCUGAUAUUUUUCUCACUAAUGUGGCAGCUACUCAUCACCAAACCAGCACCCUGAUAGUUACUGAAAAAUGAAUGUUAGCCAUUUUUUAUUCUUUUAAUUCAGAUAUUUAUGUAUAAAUAUUUUUGGAACAAAAGGUCAGUCGGUGAGAUUGAAGUCGUUGCUCCCAGAUCAGACUGAGCUCAACGUUUUGCACAUUUUCUCCUGUUAAAUCCGACUCCACCUUGGAUCUUUUUGCUUCACAUGUUGCCUUUUACCCCAAAAAAAAAAAAAAGAAAGACCUGCUCUGCUAUUUAUUAAGAUCUUGAACCAAAGUGACUCAGAUACAUGCGUUUUUAACCAAUUGCUACGCUCAAAGAAAUUAUUCUUAUUCUUUUUGAUGCUGUUUUGUCAAUACCUAUAGUUUCUGAAAUGCUCAGGUUGCUGCUUUGUAUCCCUAAGAAUGUUUUCUACUAUUUUUAAGAGGAAUUUUCUAAACCCACUCCAGCUUCUUCAGGUAGCACAAUAAGGAGUGAUGCAGUACUUCUAAUAGACCGAAGAAAGAUGUAAUAUUCUUUCUGGAUAUUAUUUUAUUCAACUAUGCAAGUUUUUUUUUUUUUUUUUAUUUACUUAGAAUCAGUAUAAUGUUUGAAAGUGAUUAAUGGUGAGGAAACGGGUGAAAGAUUGAUUACACUAUGCAAUAAAUUAAGUGGACCUUAACUGAUUUAAAGUGACUUUCUUGCAAAAGAAUUCACAUCCUUUAAAGUUUUUCAGAUUUUAAACACGUCUCAAUUGGAAACUUCAAUGGAUUUUAUUCAAUAGAACAUAUCAGCUUUUAAAAUGCUAAAAGAAGCGUUAAAUAUUAAAGUUGUGGAAAGAUGUUAAUCUUAAUCAGUUUAUUAUAGAGAGCAUUUUAAAAUCUAAAGCAGAUGUAUAAAUAUGUUAAAAAUGAAUUGGGCCGAGCACUAAACCUUGUGGUACUCCAAAAGUAACUGAUGUGCUGGACGUCACUCUUGUGGCUACUGAUGUUACUGUGUGCUAAACAAUGCAAUGUCGUUUAUUGCCUUGAACACCCAAUUUCCAAGAUAAAACCUGAUGCUGUGGGACAUGUGCAUGCCGCGUUUCAGAUCUGUGCAAAAAUUAAAACAUUUUUUGACCUUUUAAUUUUUCAAUUACACAUUACCUUGUAUUACAUUAAAAAAGCCCCCUGAAGUCCCUUAAAGAUUUUGUUUUAACAUGACAAAAUGUGGAAGAGUAGUAUUUAGCACGUGAGACGACCCGCUUCAUCUCCUGAAACUGUCCCGUACGUUUCCCAGAACAAAACAAAGAAGCUCACCAGGCUGCUUACCCAGUAAAGAGAUUGUUCAGUUAAAAUAAAACCCUCGACCACACCGUCGUCAUUUCACAUCAUGCUGGGAGUUGUAGCUACAAGCGAAUCAUUUCAUUGUAGUUCAUGAAAGUAAGAGGAAACAAAACGAUUCAUUUUUCUCCAAACCUAAGUGUUUGCUAUUAUCUGCUAUUAGAAAACCUUAAUGAUGGCCAGCAACAAAAAUGUCCUCCAUCCAUUUACCCUCAUCAAGAUGCUGAAACCAUGCAUCGACCAACACAUGCAGCGUGAAUAAAACAGGC